Molecule: messenger RNA, 3348 nt
Organism: Polyodon spathula (Mississippi paddlefish)
Lineage: Eukaryota; Metazoa; Chordata; Actinopteri; Acipenseriformes; Polyodontidae
Product: angiopoietin-1-like
Exons: 9
Coding region: 378-1886 (502 amino acids)
Biological process (GO): angiogenesis; Tie signaling pathway
Molecular function (GO): receptor tyrosine kinase binding
Source: RefSeq, a predicted model, not a curated record
CAUCGUGUGGGGAAGGCAGUCUGCCACAAGCUUGGUUUAAGCACAGAGCCCUAAUAAAACUUAUUGAGGACACACAGAGAACUGCAGUACAGAGGGGAUUUGAGAGGAGCUCUGAUUCACACAGCUGUCUGGGAAAUACUUUAUGCUUUGCAAGGAAUUAGAAGAUUGCAUAUCAAGCCUAUUGAUACCAUUUUCUGUCUACUUUUAAAUCUCAAUGUUUGGUAGUUGGCUUUUUAUUCAGUGCAUUAAGGAUGAAAAGACACUAAAAGCUUAAGUUUUUAUUUUAUUUUUGUUCUUGGUGUUGGUCAGCUGAAAUUAAAGGGAGAAAAAAAAGAAAGUCUUCAUUCAUAAAAAAAAAAUACUUAUCUUUCAAAAAAAUGUUCUGGAAUAUGCUAACCAUCCAUUUACUUUUAUCUGUCUUCCUGGGGGCUCUGAUGGCAGGUGUCAGUGCUCAGCGACGUGGUACAGAUAGUAAUGGCAGGCGAUAUAGCCGCAUCCAGCAUGGACAAUGUUCUUAUAUGUUUAUCUUGCCUGAAAAUGAAGGCAACUGUAAAGAGGGAACAACAGACCAAUACAACACCAACGCCCUUCAGAGGGAUGCUCCACUGGUGGACCAGGAGUUUUCUACACAGAAAAUACAACACCUGGAACAUAUCAUGGAGAAUUACACGCAGUGGCUUCAAAAGAUUGAAAACUAUAUUCAGGAGAACAUGAAGACCGAGAUGGCUCAGAUUCAGCAGAAUGCUGUCCAAAACCACACGGCCACCAUGCUGGAGAUAGGCACCAGUUUGCUGAGUCAGACAGCAGAACAGACACGGAAACUUACAGAUGUUGAAACUCAGGUUUUAAACCAGACAUCUAGACUUGAAAUUCAGCUGCUGGAGAACUCGUUGUCUACGAACAAACUGGAGAAGCAGCUGCUGGUACAGACCAAUGAAAUCACCAAACUUCAUGAGAAAAACAGCUUCAUGGAGAAUAAAAUCAUUGGGAUGGAGGACAGGCACAAGGAGGAGCUGGAGACUUUGAGGGACGAGAAAGAGAGUCUCCAUAACCUGGUGGGACGACAAAGUAACAUUAUCCAGGAGCUUGAAAAGCAGUUGAACAAGGCCACUAGCAACAACAGCAUUAUGCAGAAGCAACAGCUAGACCUCAUGGAGAUGGUCCACAGCCUUGUUAACAUUUGCUCCAAAGACGGAGUUGUACCAAACAGUACGAAAAGAGCUGAAGAAAAUACGUUUAAAGACUGUGCAGACGUAUACCAUGCUGGUUUUAACAAAAGUGGGGUCUAUAAUAUCAAUAUCAACAACAUGUCAGAGACUAAAAAGGUAUAUUGUAAUAUGGAGGCUGUUGGAGGUGGUUGGACAGUCAUACAGCACCGUGAAGAUGGAAGUCUGGACUUCCAAAGGACGUGGAAAGAGUAUAAAAUGGGUUUUGGGAGCCCAUCUAGUGAACACUGGCUUGGAAAUGAAUUUGUCUUCCUGCUUACCAGUCAGCGGCAGUAUUCGCUGAGAAUCGAACUGAUGGACUGGGAUGGAACUCAAGCAUUUUCUCAAUACGACAGGUUUCAUAUUGGGAAUGAGAAGCACAAUUACAGGUUGUUUCUAAAAAGUCACAGUGGGACUGCAGGGAAACAGAGCAGUCUGGCUAUACAUGGUGCGGAUUUCAGCACUAAAGAUGCUGAUAACGACAACUGUAUCUGUAAGUGCGCUCUGAUGCUAACUGGAGGUUGGUGGUUUGAUGCCUGUGGACCUUCUAACCUAAACGGGAUAUAUUACAAAUCAGGACAGAACCUUGGAAAACUAAAUGGGAUAAAAUGGCAUUACUUCAAAGGCCCCAGCUAUUCCCUGCGUGCUACAACCAUGAUGAUUCGACCUUUGGACUUCUAAAUAAAACUUGACAUUAACGCUGUUGACACAACUGGCAUCUGAAGAAAGGACUUUGUAAGAAAUCUUCACUGUAAUGACCAAGGAGUCUGAAACUGAUACUUCCUUGUACUGUAAUGGUGCUAGCAGAUUGAUGGCAUUGUAGGACCGAGUCAGCAAAUUUUUGGGCUAUACACUUCAGUUGAAUUUGGCUGUGAAACUGUUGACUGGUGUGGUCAUGGUUAUGAACUUGUGGGUGAAAGAAACUGAUAAUGUCAAUCAGAUGUUGCAAGGUGAUUAUUGUCAAAAAUGCUGUGUCCUGUCCCACAUGACUGGCAGAAAUAUAAAUAAAAUAUAACAUGGCUAAAAAAAAACUAUACCUAUGUAUAGUCUCAAACUAUACAUAAUUUAAAAAGGUACAUGAAUAUUUUGUGAACAUAUAACUGAUUUUGUAUUAGGAAAAGGCACCUGUAAUUUCACAACAGUGAUAAAUAUUUGUUUAUAGCAUUUUCACAAAAAUGUUAGUAUGUGUAUAUUUAAAUUAAGUUGGCUAGGGAAAGUGGUCAUUUUCUCCAAACAAAAUUCUGCAUUAAUGGCACUGCUUUUUAACUCAGCUUACUACAUAAUGUUCAAAGGUCUCUUUCUUUUAUAUUAAAAUAUAUUGUGUUGUUUUUACUACAUAUAUGUGAUCCCAUGUUCAAGUGAUGCAGCUGAACAGAAGCAUGUCACAGUAUUUACAGCCAAUUUAUUUAUCUGGGUUUGAGUUGAGAAACUUGUUGUCAACUCUUUGUAAUAAACCACCCAAGAUAAACGGGUACCAGAGUAUAUUGUUUUUGUUUUUAUUUGCCAAUACUAAUUUCACAAUUCAUAACAUGUUAAUGCUGUUGCACUUCAUUCUGGUUAGUACAUUUCCACGACUGCCUGUUAAUGUAAUAAGUGUUGUCAUAACGCUGUAUUUAUACAAUCUAAUGUACUGUCCUGGUAAGCAUCAUACUUAUAAGAUCACAUAAUAACUGAGGUGAUCCGAUUUUCUUUUGGUUGUUUGGAGUGAUGUGACUCCAUGGUCAAGCAACGCCACAGUGACGUCUCUCUAAAAAUCUAAAAUAAUCGGAUCACAUUCACUAGAGUGGGGAUUCACAAGACAACUUAGAAGUGCUGUCAACUUCACUACAUCGCUGGGAUUUUCAAAAUAAUUCAAAGCACUUCCCAAAUCCCCCCCCAAUAUUUGAGCAGCAGAACAACUCAGACCAAUUGCAAAUAUCAUUAAAAUGUUUUUAAAAAGUAGAAAGUAAAACAAAAAACAACAAAAAUGGAAUAUGCCAUUUGAAGCGACUUUAAACACAAGGAGGGGAUUUUCAAAAGGUCAUAAAUGAUAACUGUAGUGUUAAUCAACAAAUCGCCAUGUGGUAUUGAUUUAGUCAUUUUCAAGCGGUCGUUAUGACUGUUUCAUUAUUAAAUAAUUGUGUUAAUGUGAUUUCUGAAAUUA